AUGCGGGUGGAACCCAUCGACAGCACCAUAUCUCAAGUUGAAGAAUACAUAAAACUGCUGAUCGAUCAAUGGUUACAGGAGAAGCGCGAGAUUAAGGCCAUUGUUAUUGUCAUGAUUGGUAAAGGAUGGCAUUGGGCGGCGGAAUUAAAGCCGCUACUCGAAAGGUACGAGAGAAUUGACGUUGAGGGAAUGCAUCAGCCAUUUUAUCGCAUUCAGCGGAGAAAUGGAGAUAUGAUGGCCCUCCAAACUUCCGAUUAUGAGUUGUCAAUGCGAACUUCCUCAUACUAUCUCCCGUCUCCGUACUCUCAGAAGUUCAGGGAGGCGUUGCGCAUCAGCCCGAAC
Messenger RNA from Mesorhabditis spiculigera, 342 nucleotides. NCBI's taxonomy places the organism in Eukaryota, Metazoa, Nematoda, Chromadorea, Rhabditida, Rhabditidae. The record is from the annotation of a GenBank genome assembly.